AAUUACUGACAAGACGAAAAAAAAUAUUUGUGUAAAGGAAUGUAAUCGAUUAAGUUAGCCGUCGCUUGGUAUAAUUUUCUUUUGAUUUUCGUGGGUGCUUCGAAUAAAAUUGCCAUUUUCUGUGCUCAAUCUGCGUACAUAAUAAAUUGCCAAGAACAAUGGACAAUCGGUACAUUUCAUGUGUAUUGAUUUUGUCAUUGUUUAGUUUUACUAAUGGUGAAUUAUUAUCGAUGUCACUUGGUCGCGUAAAUGUGAACGAAUGGUUUUCGAAAAAAAUCGAACCAAAAAUGUUUAAUCUAACGCUAGAACAACCCGACCAAUUUGAAUACAGAUUUUCUUUGAAAAACUACCCAGAUCUACCGUCAUGGAUGCGUUUCAUGUACUCUACCGAAUAUAAUUCUGGAUUUCUCUAUGGCACUGCUCCAGAAGAGUUAAGUGGUCAAGAUAUUCUAUUGGAUGUGAUUGCACUGAAUAAACUGACCUAUAACAUUCAACAUUCGGUGCUUUCUCUACAUAUUACACGUAAGACAUCGUAUGCAGUCAAUACCGUACAAAUGAAAAUUGAUAAUUUGAACUGGGUGCACUUAACUCAACCGGGACGUGUUGAAAACUUGAAAAAUAUUUUCCGUCUUGAUUUGUGGCCGGAAAGUAAAAAUGAUUUACACAUUUCAUUCAUGGAAUCAGCAAUCAAAAUGGGUGGUCGCGUACCAAUUCAACCACAACAAAAAGAAGGCAUUUUCGUACAUUUAUCAUCACACACUGCAUUUUCACAACGUUUGAUUGACUUGCAAGAGGAAGUGAAGCCAUUAUACAAAAUCUCAACAUGUACCUACAAACGAACUUCAGUUCAAACGAUAUUCGAAAAUGCUGGAUUUAAAUUGGAUUGGUGUGCAUUUCAUAUUGUUAACGAUGACAGUAAAAUCAAGAAAUCUCAUCAGAUCGAACAUAAGCCAUUGCGUCAAGAAGAACCAUUAUGGGAUUCAAUGUCUAUGUACGAGAUUCCGCAAAGGACAUACAUUGAUGAGUUUGCAUUUUCUAUCGCAUUACCCGGUGUUCUCUUGGCAAUACUAGUAGCAAUACUGUCCGUUGUUCUAUGCUUUCAACACGAAAAAUUGUUUGAUCCACAAUCUGAACUAUAUUUUUAUCAUGUUUUUGACAUUGUUUUUGAUUACUUGAGCAUUCAAAGACCAAAUGGAGCUGGACAUACCGUGCAAGUGGUAAUGCAACAAAAUCAUCCUACAACUAGUUUGAAAAGUUUAAAAGAUAUUAAUGCACUGGUGGACAACAUAAGUUUGACUUCAAAUAGUCCAAAUAAUAGCUUAUAUCGGGCAAAUAAGGCAGCAGCAAGUACCCUUAGACCAAAACCACCACCAUAUAAACCGAAAAAUUUACAUUAUAAUAGCGCUCACAUUUAACAACUCGACGACUUUUCAAAACCUAAAAACACAUCAUCAUAUCGUAAUCAAAUAUAUUCAAUAGAAUCGUACACUAUAAAGUCUAAUAAAAUUGGGCAAACUAACGGACAGUCAAUAGAAAAAAUAAACUGUUGAAGAAAUAUAGUUAUAAUAUGUCUAGCAAUAAAAGUAUAACGCACAAA
Messenger RNA from Contarinia nasturtii (swede midge), 1597 nucleotides. RefSeq names its product epsilon-sarcoglycan (gene Scgalpha). Gene Ontology annotation, cellular component: sarcoglycan complex; membrane. Bases 159 to 1415 code for a protein of 418 amino acids. Lineage: Eukaryota; Metazoa; Arthropoda; Insecta; Diptera; Cecidomyiidae. The record is from RefSeq and is a predicted model, not a curated record. The transcript is spliced from 5 exons.